GCAAUACCAUGUUAAUAGAUAAACGUAAUUUUUUAAAGAAAAAAAAUGUUUAUGGGGAUGAUAGCCAGGGUAAGAAAAAGACAACUUCAGAUUACCAUCAGACCAAUGCUCUUUGCUCGCGCAUUUUUAUAGCUAAAGGAAUCAAUACAUUGAUUACUUGUGGAAAGGCAAAUAACUUGACUUUGGUAAGUGAUACUGCUGUUCUUCUGAGGUCUUCGUGUGGUCACUAUCGUAGUUCCUCUGAUUAUGUCUGUCUCUGGUCAUAUUUUACUGGUCAUUUUCCAUAUUUGAAGAGGUCCAUCAUGGUCAGAUUCGACGUUAUUUAAUUUUUUUUAUAAAUAAAACUUUGUUUUUCCCAAU
Molecule: messenger RNA, 360 nt
Organism: Mucor mucedo
Lineage: Eukaryota; Fungi; Mucoromycota; Mucoromycetes; Mucorales; Mucoraceae
Exons: 4
Coding region: 9-326 (105 amino acids)
Source: RefSeq, a predicted model, not a curated record